Messenger RNA from Perkinsus marinus ATCC 50983, 914 nucleotides. RefSeq lists its product as hypothetical. The transcript has 3 exons. The record is from RefSeq and is a predicted model, not a curated record. NCBI's taxonomy places the organism in Eukaryota, Perkinsozoa, Perkinsida, Perkinsidae. Bases 24 to 602 code for a protein of 192 amino acids.
AGUCUUAUCAUCCAAGUACUAUAAUGCGAAGCGAAGUUGAGCAUACUACCAAUAGUAGUAGUAGUAGCAGAACGGUAAAUAGGAGCCUUCCGUCGAACGCAGCAGCUGCCCCUAAGGAUAGGCCUGGUUACUCCGUCAAGACUGUCAUUACGUGUGUUGAUAACCGCCGCACUAUAUCUCGACAAGAGGUAUCAGAGGCCUGGAGAGCUCAGAUGUUCGCUGUUCUUGACGGGCUGGAGCCUCGAGAUCCGCUCCUGGUGCCUCUAUGGACGGCUAUAUUUAACGCGAUGACGGAGAACAGUCAUGCUAGAACACAGGAAACACCAGAGCAGCAAGAACAUUCUCAUGAAGUAACUGCUGAUAUCGACUCGUCAUGCUCUUCUCUAUCGUUAACGUCCAAGGAGACGAUUGAAGGCACACCAAUACGAGAAGCCACAGCCUGGAAAUAUCCUUCUGGUCAUGGGAUCGAUAACAGUGCCGAAGGAUCAUGUUCGCCGUCAGAAGAGGCUCCUGCGUGUUGCAGUCGACGAUCAUCUGCGUCUACAUCAGCCUCAGCGACCAAGUGUGUAUCCUUCGAUAACGAUGUGACCUUUUUCGAGUAGUUUGUCUGGUGUGUGUCACCAGUGUAGUUGAAGUAGGGAUUCCAUAGUUUACUAUCAAGGAUGCUGUAAAAUCGGCGUUCCUUGGUAGUAGUUCUUCACUUUUAGUCUCUUAUGGUUGCGAAGCCGUGGUGGAAAGAGGAACUGUAUACGUGCUCGUAGUCGUCGUACUGAUCAUUACCACUAUGGAAUUUGUUAUUGUGUAUUUUCCUGUCUCGACAUCAGUGGUCUGUCUUCGACACUCGUAUAAUACGGGUGAUCUCAGUAAGCGUAAGUGCAGUAUCUAUGGACACUCACUAUUCUCAAGUUAUAUAC